Messenger RNA from Syzygium oleosum, 447 nucleotides. RefSeq names its product transcription initiation factor IIB-2-like. The transcript has a single exon. Bases 1 to 447 code for a protein of 148 amino acids. Gene Ontology annotation, biological process: DNA-templated transcription initiation; transcription preinitiation complex assembly. Gene Ontology annotation, molecular function: TBP-class protein binding. NCBI's taxonomy places the organism in Eukaryota, Viridiplantae, Streptophyta, Magnoliopsida, Myrtales, Myrtaceae. The record is from RefSeq and is a predicted model, not a curated record. Gene Ontology annotation, cellular component: nucleus; transcription preinitiation complex.
AUGGCGGCCGUGAAGUUCGCGAACAUGGCCGUCGUGGCCUUCGUCCUCGCCCUCAUAGCGCUCGCCGUGACCGCCCAAGUCGAGGCCCUGCCGCUGAGCCUCACCUCCCUAGCGAGCUCCGUCUCCCCGUCGAUCCUUUCCGCCGGAGUAGAGGCGCACACGAUCUGCUCGGAGUGCGGCCUAGUGUUGGAGGCGCACUCCAUCGACGAGACCUCCGAGUGGUGGACCUUCGCCAGCGAGUCCAACGACAACGACCCCGUCCGCGUCGGUGGGCCCUACAACCCCCUCCUCACCGACGGCGGCCUCUCCACCGUCAUCUCCAAGCCCAACGGCUCCUCCGGCAAGUUCCUUAGCUCCUCCCUCGGCAAGUGGCAGGGCCGCGGCGCCAACCCCGACCGCAACCUUAUCCAGGCCUUCAAGUCCAUUGCCAUCAUGUCCGAUAGGUAA